Molecule: messenger RNA, 546 nt
Organism: Melozone crissalis (California towhee)
Lineage: Eukaryota; Metazoa; Chordata; Aves; Passeriformes; Passerellidae
Product: ras association domain-containing protein 6-like
Exons: 6
Coding region: 1-537 (178 amino acids)
Biological process (GO): signal transduction
Source: RefSeq, a predicted model, not a curated record
AUGCCCUGUUAUCCAUGCUAUGAAAGUCACGCUCUCAGGUCCAGGAGGGAGCAGGAGCUCGACUGUGCCACCCUGCCCCGCAGCAGCAGCGAUGCCGCGGCCGUGCGCAGGAGGACCAAGCUCCCCACCAUCACCAGGACAGAAGUAGAAACUCACAGGUUCUCUAUCAAUGGCCACUUCUACAACCACGAGAUAGAAAACAACCCCCAUGAAUUUGCACUUUACGUUAUCCAUGCAUCUGGAGAAAAGAAGCAGCUGAGGAGUAGAGAUGUUCCCUUGCUGCACAGGCUGCUGCAGGGGCCCUCUGAGAAGAUUGCCAAGUUCUUUCUCAUGGAUAGGGACGUGGAAGAGAUCAGCAGUGAUGUGGCUCAGUACAUUUCAUUCCAUCUUCCCUUCUUGGAAUCCAUUCUGCACAGAAUAAAUGAAGAGGAGAAGCAGGAGAUUCAACAGACAACUGCAAGGUACACACGAGAGAAGAGGCUGAUCCAGCAGCACCUGCGCAGUCGGAGCGUUCAGAAAACAGAGACCACGGUGUGAGGGGACGGC